Messenger RNA from Megalops cyprinoides (Indo-Pacific tarpon), 10026 nucleotides. RefSeq names its product ATP-binding cassette, sub-family A (ABC1), member 2 (gene abca2). Bases 803 to 8347 code for a protein of 2514 amino acids. Gene Ontology annotation, cellular component: membrane; intracellular membrane-bounded organelle. Gene Ontology annotation, biological process: transmembrane transport; lipid transport. NCBI's taxonomy places the organism in Eukaryota, Metazoa, Chordata, Actinopteri, Elopiformes, Megalopidae. The transcript has 50 exons. Gene Ontology annotation, molecular function: ATP hydrolysis activity; lipid carrier activity; ATP binding. The record is from RefSeq and is a predicted model, not a curated record.
GGGCUUACGUAUUCCGGGCAGAAACUGCGAGAGAAAACACUUUCUGCGAGCGAAUCGUCAUCUGUGCGACGCGGGCCAUCAGAUGCCAGUUUUAUUGUGGUAGAGUAGACAUCGGUACCCGGUAAAACAAGAUUAGUACGAGGGAGAUCGGAAGAACACCUAAAUACACGGUUAGCUUUCCCUGUCGUUGGCGUCGGCGUCGUAGAGUGGGAAGACCGUUUCGUUUUAGCCAGUUUGUGUAAUCGAUGCGUUUAGUUCCUGCAUUGGCCGCGACAUGACGCUCAUAAAUUACAGCGCCGUAUUUGCUCACUGUUGGGAAGUGCGUAUAGCGAGCUAGGCUCAUUGCAAUUCCGAAAGCUUUACUUGAUGUUUCAAUAAGCAGCAAAAAAGACAGAAUUACACACAACAGUGAACCGCCGCUGUGUCUCCGCCCACAGAAAUGCACGAUACCUCGAGUUCUUUCCUCCGAAGGAUUUGAAACGAAUUCUAACAGUUUGCACAGUGUUUUUCUGCGACUGCUGUUGAUACCGGUUAACAGCCAGAUUUGCUGCAUAUAAACCAUUUUACAUUACGACUAUUUAUGCAGCAGAACACUGUCAUACUAUAUGGGAAGAGUGUAGUAUAAAAAUUGCGCAUUUGUGUUUGGAGAAAGAGUUACUGUAUUUACCGGGUGGAGAGCGUAAAUAUGCCUUUAGGUAACACGGUGCGACGGAAUGGUCCACGCUCUCUUCAUAGAAAUACAUCGCUGUAAUGAAUAAAACCAUCGUCUGACUAAAAUUGGGGGCAACACACGUUAGCGAAAAUGGGAUUCCUUCACCAGCUGCAUCUUCUCUUGUGGAAGAAUGUUUCUUUGAAGCGAAGGGGACCGUGGGUGCUGGCCUUCGAAAUCUUCAUCCCCCUGGUCCUCUUCUUCAUUCUCCUGGGGCUGAGGCAGAAGAAACCAGCCAUCCCUGUGAAGGAAGUGUCCUUCUACAGCGCCGCCCCCCUCACGUCAGCGGGGAUAAUUCCCAUCAUGCAGUCUCUGUGCCCAGACGGUCAGCGGGACGAGUUUGGCUUCCUGCAGUACAAGAACUCCACAGUGACUCAGCUCCUGGACCGUAUCAGUGAGGUGGUGGAGCAGAACCAUCUCUUCGCUCCGGAGAGGCCGGGUCUGGGGGAGGAGCUGGAGUCCCUGCAGAUGCACCUGGAGAGUCUGAGCACCACCUCAGGACCGCUGGACACACGCUUCAACACCAGCCAGGUGUUCACAGUUGGAAGCGUGCUGAAGAACCAGACUGCGUUUCAGCAGUUCCUGGUCAGGAACCUGACUCUGUCCAACGACACCGCAAACCUGCUGCUCUCCUCCCCUGUCAAUCUCAAAGAGGUGUACAACCUCAUCUUCGGCUCUUAUCCGGGAGCGGGAGGGGAUGGCCAAGGGAGGGUCAGAGGCACGCGGGACACUCAAAGCUCUGGGGAUAAGGCACUGCAGGAGAAGCUGCUGGGGAGUUGGCGCAGUCUGGGUGGGGAUCUGAUCCACAAAGCCCUGCAGGACCCAGCCAUGGCUGCCCACCGGCAGGCUCUGCUCAAACUCAUGUCCCAGGCUUUAGGCCUGGCCACCGGAGGGGGAGACAAGAGCUACGAUCCCCAGGGACUGCAGGAGGUGGAGGGCGCUGUGCUGACGGGCAGGGUCCUGGAGGGGCUCACCUGCGGGGAGGGCGGGGCCGCCGAGCUGAGCGAGAUCUUGCAGGUGCCGGAGAAGCAGCAACCUCUGCUGAGGGCGUAUCGCAGUACUGUAUGCGGCGGAGGGGAGGGUCAGAGGCAGGAGAGGUUCAGCGAGAUGAGCCGAGAGCUGAAGGACCAGAUAGACACACAGACCAUCAUUGACAAGCUGCGUCUGGAGCAGGCCAAUAUCUCGGGCCUGCCCUCGCAGUCUCACCUGGGGGCCCUGCUGAAGGACCUGGCCGAUGUGGAGCGGCUUCUGCGGGACGUGGACCUCCUCUCGGGAUUGGCCAGACUGCUGCCCAAAGGGGCGUGCUCUGGCCACCAGGCCACACCCCCCGCCAACGCCACCGCCUGGAGCCCCAACGCCACCACCUGGGGCCCCAACACCACAGACACGCCCGGCGGGGAGGGGGACGGGGGGGUGCGGGGCGAAGCCGAGGGAGAGAACCCCCGUUCGCAGUUCUCCGCCUUUGUGCAGCUGUGGGCGGGGCUGCAGCCCAUUCUGUGUGGAAACAACAGAAUUAUUGAGCCAGAGGCUCUAAAGCAAGGUAACAUGAGCUCUCUGGGCUUCACCAGCAAGGAACAGCGCAACCUCGGCCUUCUGGUGCACCUGAUGACUACAAAUCCCAAGAUCCUCUACUCUCCCAUUGGCACAGAUGUUGACAAGGUUAUCCAGAAGGCCAACGAGACCUUUGCGUUUGUGGGGAAUGUGACACACUACGCCCGCGUGUGGCUCAACAUUUCCGCCGAGCUCCGGGCCUUCCUGGAGGAGGGCAAGCUGCACAACCACAUGGCCUGGCUGCAGCAGUUGACCUCUGACCUGCGCAGACACCCUGAGUUGCUGAACGCCUCGGACAGCGAGCUGAUGCGCAGCCUGCUGGAAGGGAACUUCACCCUGCCCAACGCCACCACCCUGCUGGAGCAGCUGGACACCAUCGACAAUGCCGCCUGCGGCUGGACGCACUUCAUGUCAAAGGUCAGCGUGGACAUCUUCAAAGGCUUCCCUGAUGAGGAGAGCAUUGUCAACUACACUCUGAACCAGGCCUACCAGGACAACGUGUCUGUGUUUGCCAGUGUGAUUUUCCAGACCAACAAGGAUGGCUCCCUGCCCGCCCAUGUCCUUUACAAGAUCCGCCAGAACUCCAGCUUCACCGAAAAGACCAACGAGAUCCGCCGGGCUUACUGGCGUCCCGGGCCCAACACCGGGGGAAAGUUUUACUUCCUGUAUGGCUUCGUGUGGAUCCAAGAUAUGAUAGAGAGGGCCAUCAUCAACACCUUUGUGGGACAUGAUGUUGUGGAGCCUGGCAACUAUGUCCAGAUGUUUCCAUACCCCUGCUACACCCGAGACGACUUCCUGUUUGUGAUCGAGCACAUGAUGCCUCUCUGCAUGGUGAUCUCCUGGGUCUACUCGGUGGCCAUGAUGAUCCAGCACAUAGUGGCGGAGAAGGAGCACCGCCUAAAAGAGGUGAUGAAGAUGAUGGGUCUGAACAACGUGGUCCACUGGGUGGCCUGGUUCAUCACGGGCUUCGUCCAGCUGUCUAUCUCGGUGACCGCGCUGACCGCCAUCCUCAAAUACGGCAAGGUGCUGCUGCACAGCGACCCCUUCAUCAUCUGGCUCUUCCUCACCGUCUACGCCAUCGCCACCAUCAUGUUCUGCUUCCUGGUGUCUGUGAUCUACUCCAAGGCCAAGCUGGCGUCAGCCUGUGGCGGGAUCAUCUACUUCCUCAGUUAUGUGCCCUACAUGUAUGUGGCCAUCCGGGAGGAGGUGGCCCACGACAAGAUCACCGCCUUCGAGAAGUGCAUCGCGUCCCUGAUGUCCACCACUGCCUUUGGUCUCGGUUCUAAGUACUUUGCCCUCUAUGAGGUCGCUGGAGUGGGCAUCCAGUGGCGCACUAUCAACCAGUCGCCAGUAGAGGGCGAUGAUUUCAAUCUGCUGCUGUCUAUGGUGAUGCUGAUCAUCGAUGCCAGUGUGUACGGAGUGCUCACCUGGUACAUUGAGGCAGUGCACCCAGGAAUGUAUGGUCUGCCCCGGCCUUGGUACUUCCCCUUGCAGAAAUCCUAUUGGCUGGGCAGUGGGCGGGUGGAGACGUGGGAGUGGCCUUGGGGAGGAGGAGCCAGGCUCAGUGUGAUGGAGGAGGACCAGGCCUGUGCCAUGGAGCACCGGCGAUCAGAGGAGACUCGAGGUAUUGAAGAGGAGCCCAGUCACCUGCCUCUGGUGGUGUGCAUAGACAAACUGACUAAGGUGUAUAAGACAGGCAGCAAGCUGGCCCUCAACAAGCUGAGCCUGAACCUGCAUGAGAACCAGGUGCUCUCCUUCCUGGGACACAACGGCGCUGGCAAGACCACCACCAUGUCCAUCCUGACCGGCUUGUUCCCGCCCACCUCCGGCUCCGCCACCAUAUACGGGCACGACAUCCGGACGGAGAUGGAGCGGAUCCGCCAGAACCUGGGGAUGUGUCCGCAGCACAACGUCCUGUUCGACAAGCUGAGUGUGGAGGAGCACCUGUGGUUCUACUCCCGGCUCAAAGGGAUGGCCGAGGAGGACAUCCGCAAGGAGAUGGACAAGAUGAUCGUGGACCUGGAGCUGUCCAACAAGCGGCACUGCCUGGUGCAGACGCUGUCAGGGGGCAUGAAGAGGAAGCUCUCGGUGGCCAUCGCCUUCGUCGGGGGGUCCCGUGCCGUCAUCCUGGACGAGCCCACCGCCGGCGUCGACCCCUACGCCCGCCGGGCCAUCUGGGACCUCAUCCUCAAAUACAAGCAAGGUCGCACUAUCCUGCUGUCCACGCACCACAUGGACGAGGCUGACCUGCUGGGCGACCGCAUCGCCAUCAUCUCCCACGGCAAGCUCAAGUGCUGCGGCUCACCGCUCUUCCUCAAGUCCACCUACGGAGACGGCUACAAGCUGACGCUCGUCAAAAAGCAGAGUGACUCCCAGGGCGCCGCAGACCCGGGCAGCUGCCCCACCUCCGCCCUCUCUCCCUCCUCUGCGCCCCCCUCUUCUCUGUCUCCCUGCUCCGAGGCCCACGUCACGCAGUUCAUCCGGCAGUUUGUGGCGUCCUGCAUGCUGGUGUCCGACUCCAACACGGAGUUGUCCUACAUCCUGCCCUCCGAGGCGGUGAAGAAGGGCUGCUUCGAGAGGCUCUUCCAGGCCCUGGAGCAGAGUCUGGACAGCCUGGCUCUCACCAGCUUCGGGGUGAUGGACACCACUCUGGAGGAGGUCUUCCUCAAAGUGUCCGAGGAGGACCAAUCUCUGGAGAACAGCGAUGCUGACAUGAAGGACUCCCCCGGGUCCUCGGUGGGCAAGCCCCCGUCCUGCCCGGCGGGGCUGCAGUGUGAGGGGCAGCCAGCAGGGGGCGUGGUGAGGCCGGAGGUGGAGCUCAGUAACCUGGUGAUGUGCUCCCAGCUCAGCCAGAGCCAGGGCUCCCUGCGGUCCUCCUCCUCCCUGGGCUCCGUCCGUGGGGACGAGGGGGGGCUCUACGCCGACUUCUACGGAGACUACUGCCCCCUCUUCGACAACGGCCAGGACCCCGACUCUGCCAGUCUGCAGGCGGACGCGGAGGACCCCCCCUCCGAGGCGGCGGUGCUGGAGGGCCAGGGCAGCUUCAAGCUGGACGGCUGGUGGCUCCGCCUGCGUCAGUUCCACGGCCUCAUCGUCAAGCGCUUCCACUGCGCCAAGCGCAACACCAAGGGCCUCUUCUCCCAGAUCCUGCUGCCCGCCUUCUUCGUCUGCGUCGCCAUGACCGUCGCGCUGUCCGUGCCCGAGAUCGGUGACCUGCCUCCUCUGAUUCUGUCCCCCUCCCAGUACCACAACUACACCCAGCCUCGCGGAAACUUCAUCCCGUACGCCAACGAGGACCGUGCCCAGUACAGGAGCAAGCUGUCCCCUGACGCCAGCCCCCAGAAGAUCAUGAACACCUUGCGGCUGGCCUCGGGCGUGGGCGCCACCUGUGUCCUGAAGACGGCCCACAACCUCACGCUGGACCAGCUGGCCGAGACGCUCAACCUCAGCGCCAACAACUCCAAGACACUGGCUGCCCGCUACUUCGACUCCAUGUGCCUGGACUCCUUCACGCAGGGGGUGCCCCUCUCCAACUUCGUGCCCCCGCCCCCGUCGCCCGCCCCCUCGGACGACCCCGACCCUGGGUUCGAGGAUGGCUCGUGGAACUACACCGCCGGCCCCCCCACCACUGUGCGGGAAACGGUGACGUCAGCCCCGUCGUUGCCCCUGACGAUUCGGGAGCCGGUGCGCUGCAUCUGCUCCAUGCAGGGUACCGGCUUCUCCUGCCCCAGCGGGGUGGGGGGGCGACCCCCCCUCAUCAAGGUUGUGACCGGCGAUAUUCUGGUGGACAUUACGGGCCGCAACGUGUCCGAGUACCUGCUGUACACCUCAGACCGCCUGCGGCUGCACAGGUAUGGUGGGUUCACGGUGGGCAACAUCCAGAAAUCCAUCCCAGCAUCCUUUGGGAGGAAGACUCCGCCUAUGAUACGGAAAAUUGCCGUGCGGAGAUCGGCACAGGUGCUCUUUAAUAACAAAGGCUACCACAGCAUGCCCACGUAUCUCAACGUUCUCAACAAUGCCAUCCUGCGCGCCAACCUGCCAGCAGGCAAAGGCAACCCUGCAGCAUACGGAAUCACAGUGACAAACCACCCCAUGAACAGGACCAGUGCCAGUCUCUCUCUGGACUACCUACUGCAAGGUACUGAUGUGGUGAUUGCCAUCUUCAUCAUCGUGGCUAUGUCCUUCGUGCCUGCCAGCUUUGUGGUCUUCCUCGUGGCAGAGAAGUCCACCAAGGCCAAGCACCUGCAGUUUGUUAGUGGCUGUGACCCCGUCAUCUACUGGCUGGCUAACUACAUCUGGGAUAUGCUGAAUUACCUGGUGCCGGCCACCUGCUGUGUCCUGAUUCUGUUUGUGUUCGACCUGCCGGCCUACACCUCCCCCACCAACUUCCCAGCAGUCCUGUCCCUCUUCCUGCUGUACGGCUGGUCCAUCACCCCUAUCAUGUACCCGGCCUCCUUCUGGUUCGAGGUGCCCAGCACAGCCUACGUCUUCCUCAUUGUCAUCAACCUCUUCAUCGGGAUCACCGCCACAGUGGCCACCUUCCUGCUGCAGCUGUUUGAGCACGACAAGGAUCUGAAGGUGGUGAAUAGCUACCUGAAGUCCUGUUUCCUCAUCUUCCCCAACUACAACCUGGGCCAUGGGCUGAUGGAGAUGGCUUACAAUGAGUACAUCAACGAGUACUACGCCAAGAUAGGUCAGUUUGACAAAAUGAAGUCCCCCUUCGAGUGGGACAUCGUGACACGGGGCCUUGUCGCCAUGACGAUUGAAGGAUUUGUGGGAUUCUUCAUCACUAUCAUGUGCCAGUAUAACUUCCUAAGGAAACCCCAGAGGGUCCCCGUGAGCAGCCAGCCGGUGGAGGACGACGACGUGGACGUGGCUCGAGAGAGACGCAGGGUGCUGCGCGGUGACGCCGACAAUGACAUGCUGAAGAUCGAAAACCUCACCAAGGUGUACAAGUCCCGGAAGAUGGGGCGCAUCCUGGCGGUGGACCGGCUGUGUUUGGGGGUGCGUCCGGGGGAGUGCUUCGGUCUGCUGGGGGUGAAUGGUGCGGGGAAGACGACCACAUUUAAGAUGCUGACCGGAGAUGUGAGCACCACGGGGGGAGAGGCCUUCAUCGGGGGGCACAGUAUUCUUCGGGAGCUCCUGCGGGUGCAGCAGAGCAUUGGAUACUGUCCCCAGUUUGACGCCCUGUUUGAGGACCUGACGGCCAGAGAGCAUCUGGAGCUGUACACCCGGCUACGGGGCAUUCCCUGGAAGGACGAGGAGAGGGUGGUACAGUGGGCCCUGGAGAAGCUGGAACUUUCCAAGUACGCUGACAAACCGGCGGGCACCUACAGCGGAGGCAACAAACGCAAGCUCUCCACGGCCAUCGCCCUCAUUGGAUACCCCUCACUCAUCUUCCUGGACGAACCCACCACGGGCAUGGACCCCAAGGCCCGCCGUUUCCUGUGGAAUCUCAUCCUCGACAUCAUCAAGACGGGACGCUCCGUGGUGCUGACGUCGCACAGCAUGGAAGAGUGUGAGGCGCUGUGCACCAGGCUGGGCAUCAUGGUCAAUGGGAGGUUCAAGUGCCUGGGCAGCAUUCAGCACCUUAAAAACAGAUUUGGGGAUGGGUACAUGAUCACAGUGCGGACCAAGACCAGUGCCAGUGUGAAGGAAGUGGUGAGAUUCUUCAACAGGAACUUCCCAGAAGCUAUUCUGAAGGAGCGACACCACACCAAGGUGCAGUACCAGCUGAAGUCUGAGCGCAUCUCCCUGGCUCAGGUCUUCAGUAAGAUGGAGCAGGUAGUGGAGGUGCUGGGCAUCGAGGAUUACUCUGUCAGCCAGACCACACUGGAUAAUGUGUUUGUGAACUUCGCCAAGAAGCAAAGCGACAACCUGGAGCAGCAGGAGAGCUCCCCCCCUGGUGGUGGCCAGUCGCCACUGCAGCGCAUACUGAGCAUGCUCCGGCCCCGGCCCGCCAACACCGAGCUGAACGCGCUCGUGAGCGAGGAGCCGGAGGAGCUGGAGAGCGACGAUGACGAGGGACUCAUCAGCUUUGAAGAGGAAAGGGUGCAGCUGUCGUUUAACACAGACACUCUCUGCUGAACAUCGGUAACUGACUUACAAAGAGAGAUAGAUGGAGACACACAGACUACAGCACAGAGAUCUGUCUGACUCCAGGAGGAGAGGGGAAGAUUUCAGGUGGGAAGCAGAGGACAAACAAGCAAAGGAAUGUUUUUCUUUCCGGAUUGGAGGCAGGCCGGGGCGGGGGGAGUGUCUCUGUCUGUGUGCGAGGGAGCGGCGCGCUGUAUCUCUGUGAUCCCUCGAACCUUUGCAGAAACGGAAAACUCUCGCUGAGCGCACCGUCUCGCUGAGAUGUGUGGGGAAGAGGAUGCAGUGAGAGGCCAAAGGCCAGCCCCUCUCUGACCGUCCGGCUGCAGCAGGGAUUGAGGUGGGGAGGAGCUCAGAGAGAGAGGGCCACAUCUUGGGUAAUCCACUGCUAUCACCAGAAUGCCGGGACUUCAACAGGGACAUUCUGUUUAAACGUGUACGUGUCCAUUUAUGAGUUUUGCUGAAAUUGGGAACACAGAAGGGGAAGCGUGUGAAUGUUGAGGAGAACUCUGAACCCUGAACACCCUCAGGGUCGCAGGGAGUGCAGAAACAGCAUUGUGUUAAAAAGGGAUUUUUCAGGGGUUAGGUGUCAUUGGAAAUUCCGGGCUUGAUGCUUAUUAUUGCUAUUAUUAUUAUUGUUGUUAUUAUUAUGUGUUGGCGUUUGUGGCCACUGAUGUCACAGAAUAACAUAUCAUUCUCUUUAAGGUCAGACCACAUUGGGCUCAGCAUGCUGAUGCUGACAGAUGUCCUGCUCUGAAUGUAAACUCAUUUUUUGGGAAUGGUAAUGUUUGUUUCUGACCAUUUUAAUUGCCAUUUUCCUGUGUUGCUGGACUUGCCCCCUUUUUUUGAGUUUAAUAACUUUGAAACUGUCCUUGCCUUUCAAGCAUGCUGUAUCUUCAAACUCACUUAGAGCAAUGAGUCCAAAGCAGUGCAGUGUGCUUCUUCUGUGGAGAGACAAGCGAUUUCUUUCAUGUAAUGACAUGUCUGCGGUCGGAUUGCUGUGUUUAUUUAAUUAACAGACUGAUAAUUAGUAAUUAAUAUACUGUACGUGCACCUUCAAAAGUGGCAAAUUGUCGGCAUGCUUGGGUUGAAAAUGGAACUGUGUUGUGGGUCCCUGGCCUUUUAUGUUUCUGUAACUUGAAAACACUAAACUAGUCAAAAAAGGAAAACCCUAUGUACAGGCCAGCUGGCCUCCCCAGCCGCGGAUUGUAAAUGACGAGAAAAUGUGUGACUGCGAGAACGCACAGAUUGGAACCUCCUUAAACUGUAGCUACAGCUUUCCUGUUCUAUAAUGCGAGGAAACCACACCCACUUUCUGUAUCUGACCUAUUGAAUUGACCAACACUGUGGAGUGGCUCCCUCAUGUUUUUGUUUGGAACAGAACCCCUGUUCAACUGAACGCUCUCUUCCCAGACUCUCUUUCAGGAUUGCAAUGCUUAAAUUGUACUGAUGAAAUCUCACGUGGACCUUAUACUGUAUAUUUUUUUGAAUGUAAUUUGCAAGGUAAUUUAAACCCUGUUAAUGAUUAAUAAUAUAGCUAUGAGUUGCUUUACAGUGGGUCAUAAGGUCCCCCCACAAAGUGUCAAUCACAUGAACAAUAAUUAAGUCUAUUUUAUUACAGCACUGUGAAGCUAAAGUGAAUUUUCAGCAUAUUAUUUUGAACAGAUCCUCAG